Messenger RNA from Contarinia nasturtii (swede midge), 1903 nucleotides. RefSeq names its product vascular endothelial growth factor receptor 1-like. Gene Ontology annotation, molecular function: ATP binding; transmembrane receptor protein tyrosine kinase activity. The coding region runs from base 512 to 1525 and encodes 337 amino acids. Gene Ontology annotation, biological process: protein phosphorylation; cell surface receptor protein tyrosine kinase signaling pathway; positive regulation of kinase activity. The transcript is spliced from 7 exons. Gene Ontology annotation, cellular component: signaling receptor complex. The record is from RefSeq and is a predicted model, not a curated record. NCBI's taxonomy places the organism in Eukaryota, Metazoa, Arthropoda, Insecta, Diptera, Cecidomyiidae.
UAUCAUCAUCUGCCAAGGGUUAAUUUGUUCCACCAACCAUUUCAAUGCUUAUGUCAAUGUUAUUAUUAAUGUUUCAGUUGCAAGGGUUACACUUCAACUACAAAGUGACAAAUAUUGCUCGAGAAUUGGAAAAAAGGAUAAGGGCUGGUUAGACUCCGUCUUAGAAGGCUUAGUUGCAAUUCGAAUUCCAUCGCUAAUAGCAAUUGGAUUUAUUUUUCUAAUCAUUGUUGUGAUAAUUCUCAUUUAUUUUCUACGUGAACGAAAGAGAAUCCGUCUUUUUAAAAAUCUUCUUCACCUUGCUCACCUUUUGCCGUAUAAAAAAGAGUUCGAAUUUCCCAGAAAAAGACUGGAAGUUGGAAAGAGGCUUGGUUCUGGUGCUUUUGGUGAAGUUCACGAAGGAAUUGCAAUAAAAAUCUUAAAUCAUGAGCAGGAAACCAAAGUUGCCAUCAAAAAGGUCAACGAUGUGUCGAAUAAGGAAGAUAUAAACAUCUUAAUAUCAGAGCUAAAGGUCAUGAUGCAUCUGGGCCGGCAUUUUAAUUUGGUGAAUUUACUCGGAGCUGUCACCGAGAAUAUUGAACAAAGCGGACUAAUGAUCAUAGUUGAACUCUGUGAAUUUGGAGACAUUGAAAUAUUAUUGAGGAACAAUCGUAAAUAUUUCAUCGAUCAAAUUAAUCAUGAAAAUGAUACAAUUGAUGCAACAAUUUGCGCAAAAGAUCAAGGAGAUCAAGAAGGUCAACGGUCAUCCACUGAAUCUCUUGAAAAUGACGGCUAUAAAACCUUGACUAAACCUCAUCCGAUUACAACGAGUGAUUUACUUUGCUGGGCAUUUCAAGUGGCGCGAGGCAUGCACUAUUUAAUUUCUCAUAAUGUUCUACACAGAGACUUGGCAACCAGAAAUAUUCUACUGUGUGCCAACAAUGUUGUGAAAAUUUGUGAUUUCGGCUUGGCAAAAAGUUUGCACAACAAACCAUACUACCGGAAAAAUGGAGGAGAACGGGUUCCUUACAGAUGGUUGGCUCCCGAAUCUUUAAUCGAUCAAAAGUACAGUGUUCAUUCAGAUGUGUGGUCAUUUGGUAUCGUGCUAUGGGAACUAUUUUCACUCGGAUUAAUGCCAUAUUCGAAAUUAGAUGAUCCUUUUAACAAUUUGGCAAACUUUUUACAACGCGGCAACAGAUUGAGCAAACCAGAAUAUGCCACACAAUCCAUAUACGAUAUUAUGAUGUCAUGCUGGAACGCCGACCCCAACGCACGUCCAUUAUUCGACAGUCUUGCCAUGACAUUUUGCGAUCUUAUGAAACCUGAUGACCUAGAGGAAUUUAUCGAUUUAAAUAAAUCGUUUAUGGAAAAAAAUGCCGAAAAAUACAAAUCUGAAGAAAAUGAUUGUUUGGCCUCAGUUAAAUUGGAUGAAAACCCUGAAAAUGAUGAAAAUACAACACAGUCAUGCGUUGUUGAUGUCUUAUCUCCUGAAAACCCAAACGGAAACGCCGAAUGUGUGGUGGAAAUACCAUUGAAGACGAUUGUUUAAAUUGAAAGAAUACAAAUUUAUUAUUAUUUUAUUUGGGCGAUUAUUUUGUCGAGCAACUAUGAUUAUUGUCAAUUAUCGUUACCUGCUACAUUUAACCAUAGCUAACUUUAAUUGAUGAAAGUUAACAGAGGGUUAACUAAAAUUGAUUGCUCCAGAAUAAAAACAGUAUAUCAAUGCCAAACAAGACGUUUUUCACAAAGAUUUGUUUGAAUUACAAGUUACAACUUAAAUAUACUAAAAUAUUUUUCUUAAAUAAAAAGGCAUGGAACCGAAAUGUUGGGAAAAAACUGUUUUUUGGACAUUUGAAAUUUCUGCAUAGCGUUUGGUCAAGUUCUCACAGAACCCAAUUAUAAAUCAAUAAAAAAUUAUUUGAAUCUA